Molecule: messenger RNA, 1146 nt
Organism: Adineta steineri
Lineage: Eukaryota; Metazoa; Rotifera; Eurotatoria; Adinetida; Adinetidae
Source: the annotation of a GenBank genome assembly
AUGAUUCAUAAUAAUUUGGAUAUACAAAAUCAUCAUAUUGGUCCUAUGUGCUUUCUUAAAAUUCUAUAUUAUUUUCUAAAUAUUCCAGAUGAUACUAUUAAUACAGUAGAAAAUUAUACUGAAAACGUUUUAAAACAAUUUCUAGUUUUAGAAGCAUCAACAAACGAGAAGAUAUCGUAUCAUUUUAUACAUGCAAAACCAUCAGCUAUAUUUGAAAAUGUAUCUACACUUGCAAUUUUUAUCAAAGCAAUGAUUCAUUUUGUAUUAUUAUCAGUUGUUCAACAUAAAUGCUCUAUGUUCAACAUAACUUCACCAUUAGGGCCAUAUACUAUAUCAAACUUAAUUCAGAUCUUAAUACCACAUAUAAAUAUAUUACGGACACAUUGUACUUCAUGUCAAACUUCAAUUCCUUAUAUUUCAAUCGCUGAUAUAGCAUAUUUACUAGUACAAAAUAAAACAAAUGAAUGGGUGACAGCAAUUGAUAUAAAUGUUUACUCAAACAAUCAGCAAUUUCGUUUAUUUAAUAGUAUCAAAUAUGGAAAAAAUAAUCCUCUUAUUUUAUCCACUACAUUUCCUUUUGAUUCUCAAUUACAAUAUUCAUUUUCUGACCUUCUUAAAAAAUCUUUAAUUACAUUCAUCGAAAAUGACCAACUUCCAAAAAUCUAUUUUAAAAAUGAAAAAUUUGUAUUUGAUUUAUCGACUUCUUCUAAUUCAACUAUUACAAAACUACAAAAUUUUAUAAAUAUUGAACCAAUUAAUCAACAUAUGAAGCAUUCGUCUUUUUCUCAUUCGCAUCCAAAUAUUAAUACUAAUCAAAAUUUAUCACGUUCAUUACAUCCUAAUAAAAUUAAUAAUCUAAAUUUAUCUAUACCAGAUAUGUCAAUAUUUAUCGAUUUUGUUGAAAAUAUCAUUACAUCUGAUCCAUCUCAUCAAGGUUACAUAUGUUCAUGUGCUCGUGGUACUUAUAAUACAAAUUUAUUAUUUUUUAAUAUAGCAGGAAAAUAUAAAUUCUGCCCAAAGAAAAAUGGUCAUCAUCAACGUAAUAAUGUAGCUAUCAUGAUCAAUAAAAAAGACUAUACAUACAGUAUUCGAUGUAAAGAUAUUGAAUGUAAUAACACUAUUUUAUCUUGGAAAAAAAUUAAAUAG